GCUUUGAGCUGACUUGUUAUCUAAUAUCUUGUAUUUUGUUGGUAUUUUGCAAUAAAACCGGAUCAACGAAGUUACAACUUGAAUCUUGAAAUUAUUAUAAUAAAAUAAUAUAGCAUAGUAUGGAGCAAUUACGUUUCGACGGUCGCGUCGCGGUAGUGACGGGUGCUGGUGGUGGCUUGGGCAAAGCAUAUGCAUUGCUCUUGGGCUCCAGAGGCGCUAAAGUCGUGGUGAAUGACCUUGGCAGUGCAAGGGACGGUGUGGGCAAGUCAAACUUUGCAGACGCUGUUGUGAAGGAAAUCAAAGACAAAGGCGGUGAAGCCGUAGCCGACUACAACUCAGUAGUUGAAGGCGAGAAGAUAAUUAAAACAGCUCUCGACAAAUAUGGCCGUGUUGAUAUUCUCAUCAAUAAUGCGGGAAUCUUGCGUGAUAGGAGUUUCCCCAAGAUCUCUGAACAGGAUUGGGAUCUCGUCAAUGCAGUUCACUUGAAGGGUGCGUUCAAAACAACGCAGGCAGCAUGGGAGACCUUCAAGAAACAGAAGUUUGGGCGCGUCGUGAUGACGUCGAGUAAUGCGGGUCUAAUGGGCAACUUUGGACAAUCUAAUUACAGUGCCGCAAAAAUGGGUCUGGUCGGUCUAGCGAGUACACUCGCGAUCGAAGGUGCUAAAUAUAACAUAAAAGUGAACACGAUUGUACCGACCGCGGCCUCCCGGCUCACGGAGGACAUUCUGCCCCCGGACAUGUUCCAGGCUAUGAAGCCGGAGCUCAUUGCCCCGGUUGUGGCAUACAUGGUACACGAUUCAUUCGAAGACAGCGGCAUCAUAAUAGACUCGACGCUCGGUUUUGCGCACAAGGCUCACUUGGUCAGGUCAAAAGGCACGCCAUUGAGGAACAACCCAUCAGACCCAGUAACAAUAGAAUCCGUGAAAGAAAAAUGGACGGAUGUCGUCAACAUGAGCAGCGCGAAGAGGAUCGACAAAAUCACAGAAGUCACUAUGGAUUUGGUGCAGAGCUUGCAGGACUUCGAGGAACGAAGCAAGUUGGACAGCGAAAAUCCAUCGCACUGGUCGACUUAUAGUUACAACUCGAAGGACCUUGUUUGUUACGCUUUAGGAGUUGGUGCAUCCGUGGUGAACCCAUCAGACCUUAAGUUCUUAUACGAGAGCCAUGAAGAUUUCACAGCUUUGCCGACUUUCUUCAUCUUAAUGGGAAUGUGCAUGGAAUCGCCUGUAGUUAGCAAGGCAAUGCCUCCUGGCAAAUAUGCUGAUUUCACUAAUAUUCUACACGGAGAGCAGUACGUGGAGUUCCUGGACGAAUUCCCAGGUACUGAGGGACAAUACACAACCAGAAACUAUGUGGUCGACUUAUUGGACAAGGGCUCGAGUGCUGUUGCUAUUGUUAACAGCGAGAUAUACCAAGACAAGCAGCUAGUUUUACGCACACAGCAGCACAUCUUCGUAGUCGGCCAGGGUGGGUUCAACGGGCCUAGGAACAGUAGCAAGGCGGUCGGAGUGCUCCCGGCGCCCAAGAGGAGCCCUGAUGCUGUAGUGGAACAGAAGACGGCGGAGGACCAGGCUGCUUUGUACAGGUUGUCCGGCGACUUGAACCCACUCCACAUCGACCCGAACGUAGCCACAGCCAGCGGUCACCCGCGCCCAAUUUUGCACGGACUCGCUUCGCUCGGCUUCUCCGCUAGACACGUGCUCGCCAAAUUCGCCGGCAACGACCCUAAAAACGUGAAAGCUAUAAAGGCGCGUUUCGCCAAGCCAGUGUUGCCAGGACAGACGCUGGUCACCGAGAUGUGGUUGGAGGGCAAGAGAGUGCACUUCCAGACUAAAGUGAAGGAGACUGGCAACACUGUUAUUGCGGGAGCCUACGUAGACAUGAAGAACGUAGUACAAUCAAACUCUGCGGCGGCUCAGAGCCCGCCUUCAGACUUGAAGAGCGACUCUCUAUUCAUGAAGAUACAGGAAGAAGUUAAAGCAAACCUCGAUAAGGCUAAGAGCGUUGCUGCGGUAUUCGUGUAUAAGAUCACAAAGAAUGGAAAGCUCGUGAAAACAUGGACAAUGAAUCUUAAGUCAGAUAUCGGAGUAUAUGAAGGAGAGCCCAAGACUGGUAAAGCUGAUACCACAAUAACAGUCAGCGAUGAUGAUCUAAUUGAAAUUGCUUCAGGCCAAUUGAGCCCACAAACUGCAUUCCUAAAGGGAAAAAUAAAGAUCUCUGGCAACCUCAUGCUUGCUCAAAAACUUGGUCCUCUGCUAAAGUCUAGCUCGAAAUUGUAAAAAGGUUAAGCAUUUAUGAAAUAUGGGAUUAUUAAGGUUAAUCACACACCAGUGUCAAUCUAUGUAAUAAGGAUAUGUUAAUGAAAUUUUAUUUUACAUAUUGUUAUGUAUUUAUAAUCAUUCCAACAUAUUGUAAGGUGGAGGAAUAAAUUUUUAUUGUUUUUA
Molecule: messenger RNA, 2444 nt
Organism: Colias croceus (clouded yellow)
Lineage: Eukaryota; Metazoa; Arthropoda; Insecta; Lepidoptera; Pieridae
Gene: Mfe2
Product: peroxisomal multifunctional enzyme type 2
Exons: 15
Coding region: 120-2279 (719 amino acids)
Molecular function (GO): oxidoreductase activity
Source: RefSeq, a predicted model, not a curated record